CGCUUCUCCUUCAACAUGCGUAGGCCCAGGCUAACGUUAAAAGCCCCGGUCCCCAACGCCAGUCCUUUCAUCCGGUUAUUUGACGAUCGCUACUUACGACCAUCCUCACGCUCCGGAACCCGGAAGAUUUCCAUUGGCAGCAACAUGUUGGUCCGACGUGCAGUGUACGUGCAAGUGUUGGUAGCUUUGAGCUUGGCUUUAAUUGCCCGAGGAGCUUACCUGAUCGAUUUUUCGAGAGUUUUUCAUCACAACUUGGCCAAUGUUAAAAGGGAAGCAGACACUGACCGAUGCCACCCAACGCAACCAUUCCGUUGCCCCGGAGACACUACUGUAUGCAUCUCCAUCCAGUACUUGUGUGACGGAGCUCCAGACUGCUCAGAUGGCUAUGAUGAAGACCCUAGGCUUUGCACUGCAGCUAAAAGGCCACCAGUUGAAGAAACAGCCAAUUUUCUCCAGACUUUAAUAAUGAAUCAUGGACGAAAUUUCUUGGAGAAAUUGUUUGGAAGUAAAGCACGCGAUGCAUUGGUCCCACUUGGAGGAAUGCAAAAGGUGGCCAUCGCAUUGUCGGAAAGCGAAACUCUUGAAGAUUUCGGCAAGGCCUUGCAUCUGAUGCGAUCUGAUUUGGAACAUCUGAGAAAUGUGUUCAUGGCAGUGGAGACAGGGGACUUCAGUCUUCUGAAAUCCUUGGGUAUUCGGGACUCGGAACUUGGGGACGUAAAAUUCUUCUUGGAUAAAUUAGUCAGCACCGGCUUCAUGGAUUAAAGGAAGACACAACUCGAAAGAAGAUCGAUCUCCUCCCUCCUCAAUCCCUCCAUAUGAGUCGUCAAAACCUUUAUAAAUCGAUAUAUAUAUAUAUCUAUCUAUAUGUAUAUAAAUAAUUAUGUAUACCUACAGAUAUAUAUAUAUAUAUAUAUAUAUAUAUAUAUAUAUAUAUGAUAUAUCAAACGCAUCAAUGUACCAUUGAACUGAAAAGUUCUACGAGCUACAUAUAUACAUAUCUUCGGGGAAAUAUUAAAAUUUCAUUACAGUUGGUGUGAAAAGAAAUAUCUUUGAUAUUUUUAUUUUAUUCGUAGAAAAAUUUUAUUACAAGAAACAAAAAUAUUUUAUUCAAUUUAUAUAUGAAAAGCUUGAUGAAUUAUUCUUUUGAUUUUGAAUAACAUUUCUAUUGUAGUGAUUUUCUGUUAAAAUGAGAGAGGUAAAGGAAGCAAAGAAAGUUCGAUUUCUCUUCAAGGUCAAAAUGGCUUUCUUAUCCACGCUAAUUAUUCAAAACUCCCAAUAUUUGGCAAAAUUAUAAGCUUUUCUGCAUCUUGAAACUAUUUAGGAUCUCAAAACUAAAGUAUUUUUCAUUCUCUAAAAUUUAUAAGCUUGUUAACAAAAGGACGUUUUUGCCAUUUUAGCUUCUCUCAGUUGUUAUUAAAUGUUUAAGCAUGGAUUUGUUUAUUCAAAUUCCGAUAACUGCUACCAUUUUUGUUUUCAGUUUGAGAAAUAUGGCUUUCUUAUCCACGCUAAUUAUUCAAAACUCCCAAUAUUUUUGCAAAAUUAUAAGCUUUUCUGCAUCUUGAAACAAUUUAGGAUCUCAAAACUAAAAUAGUUUUCAUUAUCUAAAAUUUAUAAGCUUGUUAACAAAAGGACGUUUUUGCCAUUUUAGCUUCUCUCAGUUGUUAUUAAAUGUUUAAGCAUGGAUUUGUUUAUUCAAAUUUCGAUGACUGCUACAAUUUUUGUUUUCAGAAUUGACUGCUACAAUUUUUGAGAAAUAUGCAAGCUUUUCUAAAAUAUGUUCAAAAUUCUUUUAUUUGCUUCUUUGCUUCAUGUUUUCUUAGACGGCUCAGAAUUUCCUUAACUGGCCUCAAAGCGCUUGGCAAAAAGUUUAUUAUACUCCCAGAAAAUCCAAGCAUCUCUUACAUUUAUGUACAAUAUACUUUUGUGUACUUUGAUAGCUCUAAAUAUUACUUCUAAUUUUCUUCAGUAUAUAAAGAUGAAGCAUAAUUUUUAACCCAUCUUUAAUUCGCCUUUCUAUUUCAAUAAUAAAAACAUUUUUAAGAAACGACUAUAUUGGUACUACGUAAAAGUGUGUCUAUCAUCAACAUCACGCUAUCGAGCAGAAAUGAAAUUUGCUUCAGACAGUGAGCAGAAGUUAAUUAAAAUUAUAUAAAACCGGAUGUAAAUUAGUAAUCUUUCACUUUCAUUUUUAUUGUAAUCUUGCACUUAAAUAUGGAUUUCCUUCUUUAAUAUUUGAUUCUGAAAGUAUUAAAUUAAACUUGUUAAAUUCAUAGGUAAUGCUUAUAGUGCAGGUGCUGCUGUUUGCCAUGCAGUAUUAAAAAUUAUAUCUAUGAUAUCUUAUAUUUGCCAAGCUUUGAGACCUUACCAGAAUCAAUGUGAUGCCUUUUAAUAUCUUUCCUUCCUUGGUCAUUCAAAACACAGUUCUUAAAGAACACUAAAUGAAUUGUACUCAUGGUGCCAGAUGAGUUUGCACGGAAUCUGAUAAAGCAACAGAACACUGCAAACUCUUUUUCUCCUGCAAGCAUCUAUAAUCUCACUAUGCUAUUUUGCCUUUCAAAUGUAUCUAUCUAAAGGUGCACUUUGAUUCCCUUUUAACGAUGUUAUUGUGUCAGUGAGUAUCAUAAUGAGCGUCGGCGUACUUGAAUUCUUUUAUAAAGUUUUUUAUUUCAAUUCGCACUUAUUAUCAUACGAAUCAAAACCGAUUUUAAACCGAUUCGGUGAUAGAUUGUUUUCCCAAUUGAAGAAUAUGCGUUAAAAUAUUAUUACUUGAAAAAUGUGUACAUUGAACAAAAAAUAAUAAUUUGUUUUACUCUGUACCUAAUUUUAGGAAAAAAAGUGUCUUGACUGAUUGUAUUGAAGCACCGGUUCUAAAAACUUGAUAUCUUUCUUAUAUUUACCACUUCGUUUCGAUUCAAAAAUUUUAUCGUAAAAUUGUAUGGCAAUAAAAAGUUUUCCCUUAUAAUAGUUAAGUAUUUACCUUGUGUGAGGUUUUGAAUGUUUCAUAAGUAAUGUUAUUACUAUCUCCAAUUAUCUUUGUAACUGAUUUUACUUUAAUAGUCAAAUGCAUCUUUGAUAGAAAAGGAAAUAUGUUUGCUCAGUAUGAGCUGAACUUUUUUUAGAAACUUUCUAUAAGGCUUAUGAACAACGAAACAAGACAGAUACUAUAUAAUGAAUUCAAUGAUACGCUUUUAUCAGUGAUAAGGCCAAGUUUAAGAGAAUAAAAAAAGUUCUAAAUUUUUUUAGGCGUGUUAAAUGCGUUCUUAAAAUGUUUAUGUUUCACAAUUGUUUCCAAUCUAGUAAAAAAUCGAUCUGUUUAUAGUUCAUAUUAAUUUGAAAGCCAUUUAAGAGUCUAUGAUUAAUUUUGCAUGGUUAAAGGCAUUGUUACAAUAUAUAGCUGAGAGGUUAAUGUUAAAUUCUUAAUGAAUAAGAGCGAAAAAAUUUUUUUACUUCCUUUGAUUCAUUAUUAAACUAAGCACCUACAAUUAUUCACUAUUUAAAUAAAUGCGUAUAUUUUGUUUCACUAACUUAAAUAGGCUACUGCGUUCUCUUGCAAAAAAAAAUGACUUUUUAUUUGUUAAUUGUAGUAAUAAAACUGAAGCAUAAAUUAUCUUCUUGAUUAUGGUUCAAUUUUGGUAUCUUAAAAGUUACUUAAUUAUUUGAAAGGGGUAACAGAAAGCGUAUCAUUUCCAUGUAUGGAAACUAUAGCUAGAAAGAAAGUUAUUUUGGUCUACGAGUGACCUAAAGAAUAAACAUAUCACAAACUGAAGUUGCCUUAACUUCGCAGUGAAUAGUUUUAUAAUUUUUGUAAGAUCUUGUAUUGCAAGAGAAAAUUUUAUUUCUUGAUUCCAUUUGUAAUUUAUCGUACAAAUAGAUCAUCUUAUACAUGUAUAUUGAUGUGCUCUCUCAGGAAGUUUGCGGUUGCAUUAGAUUCUUAAAAUAUUUUGCAUUUUAGUGUAAUUGAAUAUACAUUGCUAUUAAAUUUAAAGUAUUUAUAUUUCUAAAAAUUAAAUUAUUACAUUUUAAAAUGUUAAAAAUACGAUUAAAAGCAUUUAAAUUGAACUACAAGGUUCCGAAGGAGAAGAAGAUGCUUUCUGUCACCGGAAAAAAAUACAUGAAAAUAAAACUGAUUUAUUUUUUAGUGUAUAGGAUGGAUUACAGUUAUGAAAUUUUUAGUUCAGUAUAUCCAAACCUGCAUGCCUUUUAAACAGUUUAAUAUCUGUGCUAAAUGUUUCGAUUUCUCCCCAUAUAUCAAUUUGAACGUAAUGCAUAUUUCGAAGUUUUAUUUAAACUUUUGAUAUGUAAUUUCACUUCUUUUAUGAAAGUUAAUAAUAAUGCAGAAUAAAGUGUCGUGUUUUUCAUGUAUGAGCUUCAAUCGAUAAUAUUUAGAAAGCUCUUUCAUUGAAAAAUGUUAUGCAUGUUGUUUCAAUUUAUUAAAUGGUUGGUGUCUUUGCUUAAAUAGCACAAUAUAAUGGCCAAUAAUGGUCACCGAAUGGGUUUAAACAGCUUUGAUGUUGACAGUGCUAUUUCCCAUAACUAGUUUGCAUUACGUCUUUUUGCACUCUGUUUCUUCGCAUGAGAUAUCGAUGUAUUCAUGUUAGAAAGAAAAGCUGUGCCUGUUUUCAAAUAUAUUUCUGUAUUCAAUCUUUUUUCUUGUAAUUAGUUAUCCAACUGUGAUCUUAAAAUCAAUAUGAAAUAAAAAAUGAAAAUUGUGAGAGUAUAUUUACACUGUAAAUUAUUCGAUAUUUUACCCACUUGUCAGUGGGUCGAAUAAAUUGCAUUGUGUGUCUUGGACUCUU
Stegodyphus dumicola is the source of this 4796-nucleotide messenger RNA. Its product is annotated as IDLSRF-like peptide. Lineage: Eukaryota; Metazoa; Arthropoda; Arachnida; Araneae; Eresidae. Gene Ontology annotation, molecular function: protein binding. The record is from RefSeq and is a predicted model, not a curated record.